Nicotiana tabacum (common tobacco) is the source of this 1429-nucleotide messenger RNA. RefSeq names its product class V chitinase-like. Gene Ontology annotation, molecular function: chitin binding; chitinase activity. Gene Ontology annotation, cellular component: extracellular region. The record is from RefSeq and is a predicted model, not a curated record. Gene Ontology annotation, biological process: carbohydrate metabolic process; chitin catabolic process. NCBI's taxonomy places the organism in Eukaryota, Viridiplantae, Streptophyta, Magnoliopsida, Solanales, Solanaceae.
UUUACGCAAAAAAUGGUUUUUCAAAAUCUUCUUUACUUCUUGUUUCCCUUUGUUUUUCUUCAACAUUUUGCUUUAUGUCAAGAACAAGUAGUUAGAUCAGCCUAUUGGCUUUCUAGCUUUAAUUUCUCAGCUUCUGAAAUUGAAUCCAAAUAUUUCACUCAUAUUUUUUGUGCAUUUGCUGAUAUUAAUCCCAAAGAUUUUCAAGUCUCUAUUUCCUCAUCAAAUAUAUCACCAUUUUCCACUUUCACAAAAAAUGUUCAACAAAAAAACCCUUCAAUUAAAACCUUAUUGUCCAUUAAAGAUUCUAAUUUUGUCACUUUUUCUACCAUGGCUAGUAAUCCAACUUCUCGAAAACAAUUCAUCGAUUCGUCGAUAUUUUUAGCUAGAUCUUUUAAUUUUCAUGGCUUAGAUCUUUAUUGGACUUACCCUAAAUCAAAUUCAGACAUGAUCAACUUAGAAAUUCUUAUAAAAGAAUGGCAAUCCGCAAUAAUCUUGGAAGCUAAAACAUCAAGUAAACAAGCAUUGUUACUAAGUUUAGCAGUUUAUUACAAACCAAAAAUUAAUGGUACUUUGAAUUACCCUUCAAAGUCAUUAGCAAGAAGUUUAGAUUGGAUUAAUCUAAUGGCUUAUAAUUUCACUUCUCCUAAUCUUUCGCGUGUAAUGCGACCUCAUGCUGCAUUAUUAGAUCAAGAUUCUGGAAAAAAUAUUAGUGGAAGUGCUGGAAUUGAAGAUUGGAUUAAAUCUGGAAUUCCUUCUAAGAAAAUAGUUUUUGGUUUGCCAUUUUUUGGAUAUGGAUGGAGAUUAUUGAAUAGGGAAAAUCAUGAUUUAAAUGCACCGGCUAGAGGACCUAUUGGUGGUGGAGAUGGAUCAAUGGGGUAUAAAGAAAUAAGUGAAUUUUGUGUUAGGGCAACAAUAACAUUUGAUGCUGAUAUUGUUGGGAAUUAUUGCUAUUUGGGAACAACAUGGAUUAAUUUUGAUGAAUUUAAUACCAUUUUUACUAAGGUUGCUUAUGUUAAGAAGAAGGGAUUGCUUGGUUAUUUUGCAUGGCAUGUUGGGGUGGAUAAUAAAUGGACUCUUUCUCAAGAAGCAUUGCAAGCUUGGGAAGUUUAGGUUGAAUUUCUCUUUUUGGUUAAAAUUGGAUUAUUUGGCCUUGGGACAUCUUUAUUGCAGUCAACUUUGACUAGGAGAUUUGUUAAUAAAUAAAUAAAUAAAUAAAAUAAAAUAAAAACUUUGAACAGGAGAGAUGAUAUUCAUAGUAGCUUGAACUUUUUUCUCUUUUUUAUGUAAUCCAUAAAUUUCCACAUAUACAACAAUAAAAGCUGUGUGAUGUACUACACGUUUACAUUAAGCUUGUUGUUAUGAAAAUAAUUAUAUUAUAGAUGUCUAUUUAUUACUCCGCUAUAGAUAAUCUUCCUAAAGAAGAUUAUCC